Fusarium sp. VM40 is the source of this 2142-nucleotide messenger RNA. The record is from the annotation of a GenBank genome assembly. NCBI's taxonomy places the organism in Eukaryota, Fungi, Ascomycota, Sordariomycetes, Hypocreales, Nectriaceae.
AUGGUGUCUUCCAAACUUCUUAUCGCCUCUCUUGGCUUUGCUAGCUUGUCUGUCGGCCAAUGCCCUUUUGCUGAUCCAGGUAAACUGGCUGCUAGAGACGAGGGGAAUUCUCGUGAGCAUCUAGAGGACUAUGAAGUCGAUGAUAGCAAGGGGUACAUGAGUUCCGAUGUUGGCGGCCCCUUCGAGGAUCAAGAGAGCUUGAAGGCCGGAGAACGGGGCCCAACUCUACUGGAGGAUUUUAUCUUCCGCCAAAAGAUCACACAUUUCGAUCAUGAGCGUGUCCCCGAACGAGCCGUUCACGCACGAGGCGCUGGAGCGCAUGGAACUUUCACAAGUUAUGGCGACUACAGCAACAUCACAGCAGCUUCAUUCCUCGGCGAGAAGGGAAAGAAAACCCCGACGUUUGUUCGCUUCUCCACUGUUGCGGGAUCAAGAGGUAGUGCCGAUACUGUGAGAGACGUACACGGAUUUGCUACUCGAUUCUACACAGAUGAAGGCAUACUUGAUCUCGUAGGGAACUCUAUCCCCGUGUUCUUCAUCCAAGAUGCCAUUCAAUUCCCCGAUCUCAUCCACGCUGUCAAGCCCUCCCCCAAUAGUGAGAUCCCCCAAGCUGCUACAGCACACGACUCAGCAUGGGACUUUUUCAGCCAACAGACGACAACAUUGCACACUCUGUUCUGGGCCAUGGCCGGACACGGUAUUCCCAGGAGUUACCGUCAUAUGGAUGGUUUCGGCGUGCACACUUUCCGCCUAGUAACCGACGACGGUGACACAAAGUUCGUCAAAUGGCACUGGAAGACCAAGCAAGGCAAAGCCAGUCUUGUAUGGGACGAGGCGCAGCAUCUUGCAGGAAAGAAUGCCGACUAUCACCGUGCAGACCUUUGGAACGCCAUUGAGUCUGGCAACGGACCUGAGUGGGAACUCAAUGCCCAGAUCUUCGAUGAGGACCAGGCUCUGGAGUUUGGAUUUGAUGUGUUGGAUGCUACCAAGAUCAUCCCCGAGGAGUAUGUUCCUCUGCAGCCGCUUGGUGUGCUGAAGCUUGAUGCAAACCCCGUCAACUACUUUGCCGAGACUGAGCAAAUCAUGUUUCAACCUGGCCACAUUGUUCGCGGCAUCGAUUUUACCAACGAUCCUCUGCUGCAGGGACGUAUCUUUUCUUACCUCGAUACCCAACUCAACCGUCACGGAGGUCCUAACUUUGAGCAACUUCCCAUCAACCGACCCCUAUCUCACAUUCACAACAACAACCGAGAUGGAGCUGGUCAGAACUUCAUCCACAAGAACACUGCCCCUUAUACUCCCAACACCUUGAACAAGGGCUACCCCAAGCAGGCAAACCAGACUCAGGGCAAGGGUUUCUUCACAGCCCCUGGCCGCAAAGCUUCUGGAAAUCUGUCUCGCUCCAGAGCUUCUACUUUUUCUGAUCACUGGAGCCAGCCGCGGCUCUUCUAUAACUCUCUUACAAAGGUCGAGCAGCAGCUCCUCAUCAACGCCAUUCGCUUUGAGACAAGCAACCUCAAGUCUGAGACUGUGAAGAAGAAUGUUCUCUUCCAGCUGAAUAAAAUCAGCCACGAUAUCGCCGUCAGAGUGGCCAAGGUGCUAGGCCUCGAAGCUCCUGAAGCUGACGAUACCUAUUACCACGACAACACCACGGCUGGAGUCUCAACCAUGGGAAAGAAACUUCCCACCAUCGCUACUCUCACUGUUGGUGUCUUGGCAUCCACAAACUCCAAGAACUCAAUCGAGCAGGCCAAGGCUAUCAAGAAGGCUCUCGCCGAGGACAAAGUGACUGUUACGAUUGUAGGCGAGUUCCUGGGAGAUGACGUUGAGGUAACCUACGAUGGUGCAGACGCCGCUAAGUUCGACGGUAUUGUAGUCGCCAGCGGUACUGAGUCUCUUUUCAACGGCACAAGAAAGUCAACUCUCUACCCUCCCGGCCGCCCAGCACAGAUCAUUGUGGACGGCUACAACUGGGGGAAGCCAGUUGGAUUUGUCGGAAGCGCAAAGGCAGCGGCUCAAGCAGCGAGGGUUGGUAAUGGAGAGGGUGUGUAUCUCUCUAAGGACGUGGAUGCUGUGGUCAAGAACCUUAAGGAUGGUUUGGCAAUUUUCAAGUUCACUGAUCGAUUCCCCCUGGAUGACUGA